AUGCCGUGGUCUUUCGCUCUUCCGCAGGCUGUUUUCGCCUCACCGCUGCUUGCGGUCGGGACUCCUAUCGUGGGAGGAACUGCCGUCGCGCUCCUCACCAACCGGAACUCGACUCGGGACACCUAUCGCCAACUGCGGCAACCCCCUUUUAGCCCACCCGGUUGGCUCUUCGGGCCGGCAUGGACCGUCCUGUACGGACUGAUGGGAUAUGCUUCUCAUCACGCAACGACGGUCGCGCACGAGUCCCUCUCGUUGGCUGUGCGCGAUGCUAACGCGACCGCCCAGACCCUGUACACCACCCAGCUGGCGCUAAAUUUCAUGUGGAUGCCAUUGUUCUUCGGGGUGGGGAGGCCAGCCGCGGCCCUUGGUGAUAUGGCAUUAUUAAUCGGGAACGUGAGCCUGUUGCUGGCCAACUGGUGGUCGGCGGAUCGUACGGCCUUCUGGCUGAUGACUCCCUAUUAUGCGUGGUUGGGAUAUGCCUGCUAUCUCAAUGCCGGCACCGGGUAUCUGAAUGGCUGGACUCUCUCAGGAAAGAAGCGCUCGGAGUAG
This is a messenger RNA of Penicillium cinerascens, 549 nucleotides long. RefSeq names its product TspO/MBR family protein. The record is from RefSeq and is a predicted model, not a curated record. The transcript has 2 exons. The coding region runs from base 1 to 549 and encodes 182 amino acids. NCBI's taxonomy places the organism in Eukaryota, Fungi, Ascomycota, Eurotiomycetes, Eurotiales, Aspergillaceae. Gene Ontology annotation, cellular component: mitochondrial outer membrane.